AUGGCUUUGUUUACAUGUUUUGACGAUCUACCCGAUCUGGUACUUAUCGAGCUCUUCACAUAUCUGUCAUCUAUCGACAUAUUAUGGGGAUUUACUCGUCUUAACAAUCAUCUGACAAUGUUAAUAGAUGAACGACGUUUCUUUCAUCAUGUUAACUUAUCGCUUGCACAUUAUCAUCAAUUUAAUACAAUUUUUCGGUUUCUUCCAUUGAAUAAUAUUGAAUCACUUGCAAUCGAUACUAAUGGAUCUUCACUUCAAUUAACUCAUUGGCCCCAUUUGUCUCGUUUGAGAACUCUGCGUAUCGCUACUGCAUACGAUCUUGAUGAUCUUUCGAUCUUUCUUUUGCGUCAUGCAGCUACACUUACUCAUCUUAUCAUCAAAUCAAAUGAAAGACUGAUUCCAGAUGGUUUUACGAUUAACUCCGAAUAUACAAUCGCGUAUAUUGCGACAUUAAUAGAAGAGAUUCUUUUUACCCGUUUGCCUGCACUUCAAUCACUUGAUUUGGGUAUGAAUAAUUAUGGAACAUGUUGGCCUUUUACUACUGCAGUAGUUCCACUUACUUAUUUGCGUAUUGAUUUACCGUGUAUAGAUACUUUGGUUCGUUUUAUAUCGACACCACCACUCUGCGACACAUUACGUCAAUUACAUGUUCACUUGGGUAACGCUAAUUUUGCUAUAUCGACAUUUAAUCUAUCGAUUCAAAUGAUUCAUUUACAUACAUUCACUUUUGCUCAAACAUUUUUUUCGGAGUUAACAACUAAAUGGAGCAUUUUCGAAAUGCUGACAUCUUCGAAUGUUAUGCCUGUUCUUCGACGUCUUAAUAUGUCCCUUUUUAUUAAUAUGAAUGAUUUAAAUCACAUUGGUUCAUCACCACUUUUUACUGAUCCUCGUCAUAUUGAUGUUCAUUUUGCUUUUAAUCUUAUUAAUUGUCCACAAUACAUUGGAAUGACACAAUACAUACCACGUGGUAGUAGUUUUCAUCCACGAAAAAUAAUUGGUGUAACCUUUGUUGUUAAACACUGGUCGAGUAGAUCCGAAUGGCACACUAACAGUGAUCCUUUUAGUCGUGGACGUCGAUAUCAUCAUCAUGUGUGGUAUACUCUUCCGUGGGCAUUUGAUGAAUUCUUUCACGACUAUCUUCCAGAGAAAUGUAUCACGAAAAUAGAAGUAUUCGAACAACCUUCUCACAAUCACAAUACUACGAAAAUUAAUCAAUCGUCUCUUCGUACAUUAGAUGCAUGCGGUCAAACUUUAGCAUUACUUAUAUACUCUUUGCCUCAUGUAGUACUAUCUGAUUAUAUUGAAACGUUUCACCUGUCCUAUUAUAAUAGACCUAUUCGUAUACAUUUAUCUGCUCUUCACACUAUAACUCUCGUGAAUAGUAUCAAAUGUCUGAAUAAACGUUCUUUUUUUCCACCAACUAUUCGUUCUAUUCGUAUUUUACUUUUUUAUAAUUAUCCUAACUAUAAGUUACCAAACUGGCCAGUAGUUUUGGAUUCACUUUCAAAGUUUCCACAAUUGAAUUCGUUACAUGUAUUUAUGUAUGAUUUACCAAAAACUAUCGACGAUAGAAGUUGUAAAGUGAUCGCACGAAUAGCACCAUUAUUCAACGAUUUUGCCUUUUGCUUUCGAUAUAAAUUCGGCAUCUUAGAAGGUGAUGAACUCGAAGCUGUAUUUAAAGAUCAUGGAAUAUUCAUUAGACAAUUAUGUCAUUAUAUUCUAUCAUUACCUUUUGAUAAAGAACCUUAUUAUUCAAUUGAAACGGAAGGUUAUGGACUUAAGAUCUGGUUUUAA
Messenger RNA from Rotaria socialis, 1794 nucleotides. Lineage: Eukaryota; Metazoa; Rotifera; Eurotatoria; Philodinida; Philodinidae. The record is from the annotation of a GenBank genome assembly.